This is a messenger RNA of Racocetra persica, 832 nucleotides long. Lineage: Eukaryota; Fungi; Glomeromycota; Glomeromycetes; Diversisporales; Gigasporaceae. The record is from the annotation of a GenBank genome assembly.
AAAAAAAGACGUGAACGAAAAGAAAUAAAAUAUUCUUAUGCAUUGAAAAAAAAGUCUAAGGAUCAUUACCGCAUAAACGGUUAUUCUGAUUUUAUGGAUCUGGACGAAGGGGAAGAAUACGAAAAAUAUGAGAAUAAAGAUGAUUCAUGUUCUUUAAUCACUAAUCUUGGUAACAAAAAUAAACACAUAUUGACUCCACAAUCAUCUACUGAACAUUUAUCUAAAGACGGCAAAGCUUCAAAAUCUGAAGCGAGACCUUUCACCAUGGAUAUAACAAAUUUACUUUCAGCACCUGAAGAUGAAAGUUCCUCUUCGACGACUGAGGUUACAACACCAAGUCCACCAACAACCCCUGAUCCUACUACUACUCCUUUGCCCACGGAACGUUUGCAUAAAAUUAAACUGAAGAAUAGUGGAAAUUCUUUAUCACGAGUACUCAUAGAUCGCGGUUUAUCCGAACAAGCUUUUGGUUCUGCAGAAUUAAAUAACAACAAUAAUAAUAACUCUAUUCGUCUUUCAUCCACUCCUCACUUGGAAUGGGAAGACUUAAUUAAGAAUAUUAAUGAUUUGAAUCUUGAUAUGAAUAACUUGGAUAAUGUUACUCUUAAUGUCAAAUGGAAAAGUAACCCAUUGGAAAUUUCUCAUUUACUUCGUUACGAUGUGUUACAUAAAACCGAAGCUACUGUCGCAUCUCUCUUAAGACUUACUCCGGUACAAUAUUUAACUUCAAAGUAUAUAUUACUUUCUGCUUCGCGUAGAUAUAAAGACCGAAUGUUACCAUUUCGAAAAAGCGAUGCUCAAAAAAUGUUGAAAAUUGAUGUUAACAAAUCAA